CUUCACGUUUGCUCAACGCAAGCCUCUUCGCCGCGUCAUCAGAGCCAUCGUCUCUCACGUAGAUUUGCCUACACCAGAACCUCGCCUAUCUUCGCUGUUUGCUAACGUCCGCAUGGCUGAGGAAGCGCAGAAGAAUGUCGUCCAGCUUGCUGAGCAGCUCGCAGAAGGCUUUGCAGCCUUGAGCGGGGAGUAUCAGGUUUUGUUCGACCAACAGAGGCAGCUUGAAAGCAAGCUGUCAUGGGCCAAGCAACAGUAUCUCGAUCUCCUCAAGCGAUUCACGCCGAGCACAUUAGCGCAAGACCAUAUUGUCUUUCUUCAGGAUCUUGAGCGAGUGGCCGAUGUGCAGCCUCGAGCGCAGUCGAACCUGGUGGAACAGCUGGCGCAGAACGAUGAUGUCGAGCGAAAGAGCCGGGCAGUGGUCAUCAGACAGGCCGAAGUUGCUGCGGCUGGUCUACGUGCAUCCUUACCGGAUCCUGGCGUGAAGAUUUGGAGCGGCCCAUCUGCAGAUAGACCAACAAGUCCAUUAAGAAUACAGACCAACAAUGUAACACCGCCUAUUGAAAAGGACUUUACUAUCGCAGGCACUCCCAGCAAGUUGGGGUGUCCUUUUGCAUCGGGUAGUGGACGGGGAAGCCCGCUUGCUACACCGCGUAGCUCUACUUCGCGGCUGAGUGUGGCGGGGAGAAGGUCUAAACGACCAUCCUUUUGUGAUCCAAUACGAGCUGAGAUAUGCGGCAACAUCCCAGCGUCCCCAUCAGCCUCUGUCGACGGUUCUGCUGCUGUCUGUCCAAUCCGAUUCCUCGACCAACAUGACCCAGAAGAGGUUGCCAAGUACUUUGAAAAACACAAACACGAACUCCCACGAAGUCACGAGGUGUGCAUUAAUCGCUUUCAGAGCAACCAGGAGAGUAUAGAACAGCUCGACCGCAAAUACGGCAAUCUCGUCAACAUGAUCCAGGGCCUCGGCCAGAAACACCAGGCGUGGCUACCUGAAGAACCAGAGGACGACAUUGAAGAAGAGCCCGAGUCUGGAGCAAACCCUGAUGCCAAAGCGGACGCUAAGGUAGAGAGCUGGGCUAAGGCUGUCUCGGCCAGUUUGCAAGACGGGGUCCCGCCGAGUGACGACGAACCAGAAGAGCCCAACAUGGAGGAGACCAGAACCGCCCACUUCGAUCGCCCGCUCAAAGAAGUCAGACUCGGCGAGUCGCCUAGUCGUCCCUGGGGUAUCUCGGUACCAGCCAAGUAUACGGAUGCAGGAAGUUCGUCUUCCGUCGGCUCCGUUCCAACCGCGUCGCCACCAGUUCCAUCGGAGACUGAUCAUCCUGUCGUGGAAACACCUCCAAAGACUGGAAAAUGUCCAUUCGAUCAUCGGGCCAUGGGCUUGAUGCCUCCAAAACAGGAGUCGAUUCCAACCACUCACCCCUUUCCGCAGCCUGCAUCUACGACGCCUGAACCUCCAGCAACACCACCACCACAGCCACGAGCUGCUCCACCAAAAGAUGUGCCACCACAAGCUGCUCCGCCCCGAUCGAACGAACAUGAUGGUCCUCAGGUCGUACCACAGAUGAUUUUCAACGGACCUGUUUUCCUCGGUUAUUCACCAGAUCAACUGAUCGCCUUGUUGCAAAACAGUAAUAUUGGAUCCAUGAUGCGCUGAGUGCAGAGGGUUUGAAUCAGAUAUGACAUUCGAUGGAGCGUUCAAUUAUGAGGUAUUGUAUUUAAUUACCAGGUAGGCAUUGACAAUUGCGACUUCACACUGCUACCUGCCGGCCGCUCGGGUAUUAUGCUUUGUCUUACAUGCAUUUGCCGCUCGUCUGAUAUUGUCCUGCUCGAAGUCGCCUGCCUUGCCAGACACAACUGCAUCUAGUCAACUCGGAACUAAACAUAGUCUGCUCUGCCUGUUCAAUUUACUAGCUGUUUGGUAUGUUUUGGUCGGUAGUUUUCGGGUCUGCUUCAUUUCUUCAAGUCUGUCGUCCAAGUCC
This is a messenger RNA of Dothidotthia symphoricarpi CBS 119687, 1982 nucleotides long. RefSeq lists its product as uncharacterized. The transcript is spliced from 2 exons. Lineage: Eukaryota; Fungi; Ascomycota; Dothideomycetes; Pleosporales; Dothidotthiaceae. Bases 113 to 1657 code for a protein of 514 amino acids. The record is from RefSeq and is a predicted model, not a curated record.